Molecule: messenger RNA, 933 nt
Organism: Chlorella variabilis
Lineage: Eukaryota; Viridiplantae; Chlorophyta; Trebouxiophyceae; Chlorellales; Chlorellaceae
Exons: 9
Coding region: 1-933 (310 amino acids)
Biological process (GO): mRNA export from nucleus
Cellular component (GO): THO complex part of transcription export complex
Molecular function (GO): protein binding
Source: RefSeq, a predicted model, not a curated record
AUGACGGCGGAGUCCAUUUCAGAAUGGAAGCACAAGAGCGUCCGGGCGCACCGGCGCAAGGUGUUCACGCUGGGCUGGAACUCUGAGGGCAAGCGGCUGGCCAGCGGGUCUGUUGACCAGACUGUGCGCAUCACUCGGGUGGAUGACCACUGCAACCUGAAGCAGGAGUCUGAGCUGCGGGGGCACAACGACGGCGUCACAUACCUCAAGUGGCACCCCACACACCCCGACAAGCUGGCCUCCAUCGCCGGGCAGGAGAAGAGCGUGCGGUUCUGGGACACUCGCUCCUCCAAGAACACAGCGACCGUGUCCACCCCUGGCUCCAACCUGUACAUGGCCUGGUCUCCUGACAGCCACCACGUGGCGGUGGGCAACCGCGAGGAUGUGGUGUCCAUCGUGGACACGCGCAAGAUGAAGGUGGCCCACAAGUACCCCUACAAGUUCCAAGUGAAUGAGAUGGCCUACACGCGGGACGGCAAGCAGCUGCUGAUGUGCACUGGGCAAGGGGAUGUUGAGAUCCUGAGCUUCCCAGACAUGCGCAAGCAGCGAGCGCUCAAGGGCCACACCGCCCCCGUCAUGUCGGUGGCGCUGGACCGGCAGCAGCGGUUCAUCGCCACGGGCGGUACGGAUGCGGUGGCGUGCCUGUGGGAUACGCAGGACUACAUCUGCCAGCGGACAUACAUAGCCAUGGACUACCCCAUCCGGUGCCUCAGCUUCAGCCAUGACUCGCGGUAUCUGAGUAUAGCCGGGGAGCAGGCGGUGCUGGAUGUGGAGAAUGUGGAGAGCGGGCAAAGCCUGGGGCGGCUAGUGCUCAACGCCCACCCAGAGGACGUGGCAUGGAAUCCGCGGCACCACAUGCUGGCCUAUGUGGGAGCGUACGGGCGGGACAGCACUGGAAUGGAAUAUGGGGAGAUUGAGUUCCGGUGGAAAUGA